UGUGAUUGGUUGAGAGGGCGGGACUUCCGACAGCGCAGGUUGGACAUAAAGUGACAGACUUUAUCUCCUUAAAAUUGGAAGAAAAACCGAAGGACGACGCGUUACAAGUUUUAAAACAAUUGUAAUGAUUUUCAGACAUGGACGACAUAAACAUUCAUUAUCGCUUUCUGAACUGGAGGAGGCGAAUUCGAGAAAUUCGUGAAGUGCGAGCAGUGCGAUACCGGGAGCGGCUCAAAAGGAUGCUUAGAGACGGGGACAUACUCAGGUAUCAUGGGAAUUCAGAUGAAGUUGGCUGUUUUGUGGCAGCCAGGCCAUUGUCAAGAAGAAAUCGCUAUUUUGAAGUGACCAUUAUCGAUACAGGAGUGAGGGGAAUGAUUGCUGUUGGUUUGGUACCUCAGCUCUACAAGCUGGACCAUCAGCCCGGCUGGCUCCCGCACUCUGUGGCUUUUCAUGCUGAUGAUGGCAAGCUGUAUAAUGGCAACACUGUAGGACAGCAGUUUGGCCCAAAAUGCUGCAGAGGUGACAGAAUCGGCUGUGGAGUAUCUCUGGACUCUGAUGAUAGACAGCUAACUGUGUUUUUUACCAAAAAUGGCAAAGAGGUUGGCAGUGUGGAAAUCCCAGCAUCUCCUGAUGCUCUCUACCCGGCCGUGGGAAUGCACUCUUUGGGGGAAGAAGUGCAGCUGGACCUGAAUGCUGAAUGUGGGAUGGAGGAGGAUGAUGGACAAAUGAUUGUGGAUAGUCAUGAAGAGGACUGGGGCCGUCUCCAUGAUGUCAAAGUGACCGGCACGCUGCUGGAGUACAUGGGCAAAGGGAAGAGCAUCGUGGACGUGGGCUUGGCUCAGGCCCGUCGGCCUCUCAACACACGUUUCCACUACUAUGAACUGGAGAUCACAGAUGCUGGAGAGAAGUGUUACAUUGCCCUGGGGCUGGCACGCAGGGACUACCCCAAAAAUAGACAUCCAGGUUGGAGCAGAGGGUCUAUAGCCUAUCAUGCAGAUGAUGGAAAGUUGUUCCAGGGCAGUGGGGUUGGGGACGCGUUUGGCCCGCGCUGCUUUGAAGGGGACAUUAUGGGCUGCGGGAUCAUGUUUCCACGUGACUACAGCCUUGAUGGUGGAGAUGACGUAGACGACUGGGACCUUGAUGUGAUUCCCAAACCAAGUGAGGUUCAGAAUGAAUUGUAUGCAAGCAAUGAAGAUGAGGAGGAUGAGGGAGAAGAUUUGGAGGGGAAGAAGGUCACGGUGUUCUUUACAAGAAAUGGAAAGGUGGUGGGCCGGAGGGAAGUGGCCUUACCGGUAGGAGGCUUGCAUCCCACGAUUGGCAUGAUGAGCACUGGGGAGAAGGUCAGAGUGGACUUGCACCCCCUCAGUGGCUGAGCAGAGUAGUAGAAAACUGAGUGGAGAGAUCCAAGCAUGGGCGAAUGAUUGAGCUCUGGUACAUUUUUGGAAAUCAAUUAAUAAAUAAUACCUCCACAUCAGCAGGCUCCAAGAUGUUACUGGAGAAGUCACUCCACUGUAGAAGGUGACUGUGACUUCCUCAUGCUGUAAGAAUGAUCAAAAUAAUGUAUGUUAAUUACAUGCGUGCCUCAAAGAAGUGCUUUAUAAUUACCAUUAACCAUAGGUUCGUAUAGGUGAAACACAAUUUUAGACAAUUUCCAAAAAGGAUCUCACCAGAAUAAAGAAUGUAAAAAUCAAAUCAGAGCAGACUUCAGCAAACAAGUGGACCCUCUAAUCAGCAAUAGUAUAUAUGUCAGCAGAUAUGUAGCGCCACUCUCACAGGCUGCAGUGCAGCCACACUGUGCUCAUCACCAGAGGUCUGCUGUACUUCUUCAAUCAACGGUGUGUUACUGACACUCAGUGGUGAGAGUGAUAGUCUGGAAAAUAAUGCUCGGAAAGUCUCCAAAAAGGGAGUUAUUAUGGCAUGUUUUGUGCAAUGCAUUAGGAAUUAUGGGAUAAUUAAACGUGAGAGCAAUUUGUUGAAUCCAAACCAUUUAAUUGUUACCUUGGAUAAAGCAGUUUUAAAAGCAAAAUGCCAAAUUAAUGUUUGGGUUUUCAUAUCAUGUCUAGCUGUUUUUUAAUCAGGUAUGAUUUUAACCUAAUUGUAGACAAUGUACUUUCAUUAAACUUGCAGGUCAUAAUCAUUCCCAAGUCUUUGGAAGAAACAUUUGUGUCUAAAAGAUGCAUCACUUAAACCAAAAUCAUGCUAAAAGAAGCACCCCCUAACCGACUUUAAAUGUGUUUUUCCAGUAUAGAGAUAUUUGGUGUCCAACUGUAACUACUGUACAUACAUGUUCUCUGAGCACAUCCAAGCAUUUAUCUCACAGUUUGCCUUACACACACAAACAAACCAAGAAAAUGACUGAUCUCUAUAUAUUUAAGUUACCGAAAGUAAUGCCAAACUCAGUGGAGCCUUUAGAAACAAUUGAAAUUUGCAGAAAAAAAUACACAUUUGAAGUCAUGAUACUGAAUGUAUUUUUUGUAGAGCAUAAGAUAUUUUGGAUGAAAUGUCUCAAAAUGGAAACUCUCUUACUCAACUCUCUUGAGUAUUAAACGCUGGCAGGACUAAGCAUGGUAUAGUAAUCAAUGUCCUACUAGUUAAAUAUUUCAAUAUCUAACAAAAGAUCUGAAUGUUGUAAACGAAGCCAUACUGUAAUAUCUGCUGCUCUCAGGUAUAUUUGAAAAUCAAAAUGAAAUACCUUGUCUUUUCUAUGGUUAUUUUUUGGAUUUUGCGGUAAAUUGAAGUCAACCAUUGUUGCCAUAACCCUGUAAUGCAUUUUUAUGUUUUCUUUUUUUUUUUCAUUACCCCCCAUGGUAAUGUAUUGUUUUCUUUUUGUGACACCAAAUUUCACACACAUCUACCCUUGACAAAAGUUGUACAGACAAAGUAGCUGCUUGUGGUAUCAAUUCACACGUAUAACAAGUUGUUAAUUGUUCAUAGAAAUAAAACAAUAUGCUGUUAAUUGUAACUGCUACUUUUAGAGGAUUUACUUGCUGUAUAUUGUUGUUUUCAUUUUUCUUUUUUUAUAUUCUGGCAUGGACAAAUAUAAGAACUUCUUCCAGCUUCACAACCGGACUGCUUUUAAACAUUUGACCUAAUGAGUAAAGUGCCUGUGUGAAUAGGUCCAGUCUGGAUGUCAUUGAUCCAUGUAGGUGUUGGAAAUGUUCCACCUGGAUGUUGGUUCAGAUUGUGGAACCACAUUCACACUAAAAACCUUUUUCUACAUCUCAUCCUUUAGGUGCCACAUAUCUGAACUCUGCAUGUCACUGACAAGAAAAUGUAAAGACCGCUGUUCAUGUGAUGCUUAACUGCUGCUAAUUGUGAGCUGAGGAAACACUCUGCACAUCUUCAUAUCAGCCUGUACUGUAGACAGGGUGUACUCGUGUUUGUUUUUUUUACUUUUCACUGUCGUCCAGUUUUGUGUUAAUGUUCAUCUUUGUUCACAGGAGCUUGUAGUGGUCUUCUGCUGCUGUCGGCUGUCUGCCACACGCUUUUAAUAUUUAGCCCUACUUAAUCUUUUGUGUAAUUAAUCAUAAAUGACAUUUAACAUCAGUUUCUCUCGAUCCAGCCCUUGUGUACAUCAUGUCAUGUAUGUUUUUAUUUUAUCUGGACUCUUUUUACUUAAAGCAAUCAGGUAAACAUGCCAAAAAAUAAUUUAGACAAAUAAAGAAUAUUUACACCCUG
Messenger RNA from Sander lucioperca (pikeperch), 3678 nucleotides. RefSeq names its product SPRY domain-containing protein 3-like. The transcript is spliced from 11 exons. Gene Ontology annotation, molecular function: protein binding. The record is from RefSeq and is a predicted model, not a curated record. NCBI's taxonomy places the organism in Eukaryota, Metazoa, Chordata, Actinopteri, Perciformes, Percidae. The coding region runs from base 138 to 1373 and encodes 411 amino acids.